This is a messenger RNA of Lodderomyces orthopsilosis Co 90-125, 1572 nucleotides long. RefSeq names its product protein phosphatase regulator (gene BUD14). The transcript has a single exon. Gene Ontology annotation, biological process: establishment or maintenance of actin cytoskeleton polarity. The record is from RefSeq and is a predicted model, not a curated record. Bases 1 to 1572 code for a protein of 523 amino acids. Gene Ontology annotation, molecular function: protein binding. NCBI's taxonomy places the organism in Eukaryota, Fungi, Ascomycota, Pichiomycetes, Serinales, Debaryomycetaceae. Gene Ontology annotation, cellular component: cell tip; microtubule cytoskeleton.
AUGAGCAUAACUAGUGAACAAAGGAGUCGAGAGCAAAACUCUCGACCCACUACAUCUGCUACAAGCGUCCCCAGUGACCACGUAAAUGAUGAUUCUUCUGACUAUGCUUUUGAUCAGACAAUACUAGACGACACCAAUAAGAUAUUGAAGGAGUUGGAACGAAAAUUAUCGAUACUGUCAUCAACCUCAUCACAGCAAACAAAUACAUCAUCAGUAGUUUACAACAAUCAGUAUCAGGGGUUGGGGAAACAGAAAAUACAAAGUCAUGUGCUAAAUACAAUGAUACACGAUAAUCAUGCUAACGAAUACAAUGAUCAUGAAAAGACUCAACGAAUACACAAUAGCAUUUUUAAUCCCAAUGAAUUGUUUCAGGAACGAAGUCAAUAUACCAAAUUCACCAAAUUAUCCUCACACUAUAAUGAUGACAGUGUAAUUAACAAGAGUCAAUUGACCAAACAAAGGACGAAAAAGGGCAACAAUACGGUGGUGAGGCAAAAUUCAUUGAAUUUAACCAAAAAUCGAUUAGGGAGUUCACAAUCGCAAACUUAUGAUAAUGAUAGAAGGCAAAUUGAUGAUUUUUUGGGGGACGCACAAAUGAAUGAUAUAUAUGCGUCAGACGAGAAAGAUGAGGAAGAUGGUGAUUCAAGAUACGACUUUUAUUACGCAGCUGAAGAUGAUGCCGACGAUGACGACGACGCCGACGAUGAUGAUGAAGAUGAUGAUAAUGAUGGUGACGACUACUUGGAUACAUUUGAUGAUGGAUCAACAUAUCUGGGUGAUGAAGUAGAUGAAGAUAAACAAAAGGAUUACUACUACGAAGAAGCAGAAGAGGAAGAGGAUCAAGAAGAUUUAAUAAUACCGCCUUCACCACCCAGAUCACCCCCACGAGAUUUAGAUCCUACUAAAUUAUAUGGGCUUUACGACUUUUCGGGACCCGAUCCAUCACAUUGUUCAUUAACACGCGAUGAACCGGUGCAUUUAUUAAAUGAUGAAGAUAAUUAUUGGUGGUUAAUCAAGAAAUUGACCAAAGAUGAAAAAAUAGCAAGAUACCAAGAAACCAAAGAUGAAACAAUAGAUAUCGAUCUGGAUAAAGAAGAUGGUAAAAUUGGAUUUGUACCUGCAGAGUGUCUUGAAACUCAUGGUGAACGAUUAGCAAGAUUAAAUUGUCACAAGAAUGAAGAAAUGGAAAAACUCGUGGAGAAUGAAUUACACUUGAUUGAUCGAGAAGCAAAGAGAAGUAAAACUGUCAAAGCAGUGACAUUUGAAAAUUUGGGAGGUCUAAUAGACAGUGAUGAUGAAGAAGAAGAGGACGUGGGCAAUAUGAAUCAAUAUAAACAAGGUGAACAUACCCGGAAUUCAGGAUCUGACGCCUUUGUGAUUACUAAAGAUGAACAAGACAUCCGAAAGAUUCUAGAACUUUAUAAUGUUGAUUUGAAUGAGUUACAACCACUACCACCAUCAUCAUCAUCACAUGAACAACUGCAGAUUCAAGAACCUGAAACAUUGAGUGAUGUUUAUCCAAUUGAAGCUCCUUUAAUUAUAAAUAAACGAAGUAAUGGAUCAUUAGGAUAG